Sebastes umbrosus (honeycomb rockfish) is the source of this 2814-nucleotide messenger RNA. It is a transcript of the gene blnk, whose product is annotated as B cell linker. Lineage: Eukaryota; Metazoa; Chordata; Actinopteri; Perciformes; Sebastidae. Gene Ontology annotation, biological process: cell surface receptor protein tyrosine kinase signaling pathway; intracellular signal transduction. The transcript has 22 exons. Bases 1052 to 2473 code for a protein of 473 amino acids. The record is from RefSeq and is a predicted model, not a curated record.
ACUGAGUAUUUGUGUAACAAUUUAGCCACAAAUUUACAGACAGACCAUACACAGUCCAGCCAUAUACUCGGGUUUGACCGAGUCUAGUUAUGGCAAGGAUGGCGUCUGAGUGAGGCGAACGGCGUUAACACGAUUUUGCACUUGGCGGCUCACGUUACCGCAGUCUUGCAAAGGGAGCGGAGGAGUACUCAGCUGGUUGCAAUCUGCAACCACACAACUAGAUGUCACCAAAUCCUACACACUAUACUUAUAAAAAGUCUUUUAAUUCUGGAUGCACAUUUGUCACCACAGGCAGCUCCCUGGUUUCUCAUUCUCUGCUGUUGUUGACGGUGAUCAGAGGAAGAGAACAUAGAUUUAUUUAGCAAAGAAAUCCCCUUUUUGGUAACCACCCACACACUCAUCUUCCUGCCAGUUUAACAGGAAAGUUGCAUUUUUACUCACCCUACGACAACACUGUACUUUCCAUUGCACACCAUACAUGACAUUGCACCUGCUUCAAAGCUAAAAAUAGUGAUGGAUUAACACGCUCCCACUUCACGCUCACACCCACCAACGCCUGUUAAUUAUUUGUGAAAAGGUGUCCAACGAUGACUAAUGAUAACAUCUCUUGUGAGGAAACUUUUAAAACACAGUUUGGCACAGUUCUUGGCAGAGGAGUGUUAAGAAAUUAAAGUCAAUAAAGAGGUUUGUGUGUGAAACACUGGAAAGUGCAUGUGUGACCUUGGUAGAAACAAAACAUGUCCCCAUUAACUUCAACUAAAGUGAUCUCAUUGGUGAUGUAGUUAUUAGCAGCAAACCAGGAAGUGGAAUUGAAGAGGGUCAGAGGAGAUGUGAUGCAAGAGGUUUGUUCUCUGAAAUGUGUUUGUUGAGUAUGUGAGAGAGAGACGAGGAGUGGAAAAGAGAAGUGAUUUUUCCCUACAGACACUGGUUAGAAUGGUUUCCCUCCUCCUCCCCUCUCACACAAAGACUUGACUUGUAGCCUAAACGUCGUGUUCAUUUACAUUUCGGCGAACAAUCUGACGGCACACACUUUAAUACACAAGGCCCAAAAAUGUUAAACGUGAAUAUGGAUACGUUGGGUAAACUCGCUGCUCCUGCUACAGCAAAGAUUCGGCAGCUUCAGAAGAUCGUACAAGACAUCAAGAAAAAUGACGGCAGCUUACUGAAUAAACUAAGAAGACUGAAGAGCAAACCACUUCCAAAAGUACCUGCGAGAGAUUACAGAGAUAACAGGGAAGAUGCUGAACUGUCUGACCCUGAUUAUGAUAAUGACACGUAUGAGGAUCCACAUGAGGACCACGACGACAGCUACGAGCCUCCUCCCAGCCACAGAGCCUUCACCACAACUCCCUCCACUUCGUUCCCAGCGGGGGAAUAUCUCGAUAACCGCCGCAACCAGCCCGACCGGCCGCCCAGAAAGCCCCUCCGCCCAGGCAAAGCCUCCAGAGAGCUGCCCCCCGAGCCCACCCAGCUGGAGAGCGAUGAAGAAGACUACAUCGAUCCAGACGGCAGCAAUGAUGACGACAACUACGUAGAGCCGUCAGGGAAUGCACCUUCCAAUCCUGUGAUGCAUGCUGGGAGCAGAGCAGGGAGGGACCGUCCUAUGUUGCCGAAACCUUCACCAGAGCGUCCACCCAGUCCUGACUUUUAUGAAGUUCCUGACAAAGAGGGGAACUCAUUAUCUCUCCCAGCAAGCAGAUUGUGUCCAAUACCAAUCCCCAAAACACAGUCGCACUCGUUGCCACCGAAACCCAGCCCCAGGGUGAAUACGAGGAGAUCUCCUAUUGCUGUCCAGGAGCCGACAGACGACGAUGAAUAUGAAGUUUGUGAUCCAGGUUCCAGUGAUAAACCUGCAGCUGGUCCUUCUCCUCUCCUACCAAAACCUUUGCCCAGAGAGAGGUCACCAAAGCCACCUUUAAAGCCGAGGCCAGAUUUAAAACCUCGGGAAUUUGAAAACCGAACGCUGCCUGUGAUGCAAAUUGACCAGAAGCCUCCGCCAAAUGCUUUUUCGCUGGACUUGAAACGACCAAAGAUUCCUAUCCCACAGUUGACGUCCCUCAAUCCAGCUGACAGAAGAAGUGCGUCUGCUGAAAAUGGGUCAAUAGACCCAGAUAAGAACGCAGACGUCUAUAGGAAACCCUGGUAUGCCGGCGCGUGUGACCGCAGGACUGCUGACGACGUCUUGUGUCGCUCAGACAAAGACGGGGCGUUCAUGGUGAGGAAGAGCUCCGGUCAGGACUCACAGCAGCCCUACACAUUAGUGGUGUUUUACAAGGGCAGAGUGUACAACAUCCCGAUCCGCUUCAUACCCUCGUCUCAGCAGUACGCUCUGGGAAGAGAGAAGAGGGGGGAGGAGUAUUUCAGCAGCGUCUCCCACAUCGUCGAGAACCACCAGAGGAAUCCUCUGAUGCUGAUCGACACCCAGAGUAACAACAAGGACGCCACCAAGCUGUGCUACCCUAUGAGACCCUAGAUGAUCCUCGCCACGUAACUGGACUAAUGCAGACUAUUGUUUACAGAUUGUGAUGCUUUUGAGGCCGUGUCAACGGGACUGUAUGCUGGACUUGCCUGCUUUGCUGCUUUUCCACACAGAGCCCAAAGUAGCACCGACUCAGCUGACUUUUUUUAACUUGUGUUUUAUUGAGAUGUUUUUUUAAUGCUCAGUCAGUAAACAGUUUAUUAAAGUGAGAGCUGGGAAGGAGACAAUGUUGCUGAAGUAGACAACUUGUUUAUGACAGCAAUACUUUGGGGAGCCAAAAAUACAAAGUUGUAUAUAUUUUUGUUUUAAUAAAACUCUUUUCUUGUGUUGUAUAA